This is a messenger RNA of Porites evermanni, 2829 nucleotides long. NCBI's taxonomy places the organism in Eukaryota, Metazoa, Cnidaria, Anthozoa, Scleractinia, Poritidae. The record is from the annotation of a GenBank genome assembly.
AACAAUUUUGUUGUUGGUUUGAUCUUUUAUAGUGCCAUCAUGGCUGAGGAUUGGGGAGCCGUUGAUGAUGCUGCACCUGUUGUAGUUGCACCUGAAGUUCAGGAUAUUAAACUGUUUGGAAAAUGGAGCACAGAUGAUGUUCAAGUCAGUGACAUCAGCUUAACUGUAAGUGCAGCCUCUCAUCAUUACUAUAACCUUUCUCUUGUGGCUCUGUAUGGAAAGCCCAUCUGGAGGUCUAUUUAGUUUAAAUUUUUGAAAAGAAUGUACUUUAUGUGUUUAUCUUAGUUUCUUCUGUAGCUUUUGACAUGUUUUAUAAUUUACAGGACUACAUUGCAGUUAAAGAGAAGUAUGCCACUUAUCUACCCCACACUGCGGGUCGUUAUGCUGCAAAACGGUUUAGGAAGGCACAGGUAAAUGAUAGGAAAUAGCUGGAAUUCUGCAUGGGUUGGUUAUCAUUUGAUAAAGGGCUCUCUUCACUGUAUCAACUCUCCUACCAAGGAUAUUGGUUGACAGUAGUUGGUAGUCUCUCCAAUAUUCCAUUACAACUCAGUCCUUUACAUAUACUUUUUGUUUAGUUGGGCAAUGUUGUUAAGAUGAAAAGAUACCUUAUUUUGGAUGAUUUUAUCCUAAAUUUUCAUAAUUAUACUGAAUCAGUUAUUUCUAUGAUAGGACAUUUGUAUGAUAACAUCUUUUGAAUAUCAAGACCAGACUGCAUUUGGUUUUUCCUUUCCUUUUUUAAUUUGAUAAUCCCAGUGAGGUUGAAAUAACAAAAGCCUUAAUUUGCACAAGAAAGCAAAACCCUGAAGGAUUCUGGUUGAAGUAGUAAAAUGAUGCCAUUGUGUAAAUGGCCUGUUGUCAGAUUUAGUGAUUGAGUUUUGAUCUAUGACUAAGCAAAAUGUGAUGUUGAUCGACAAAAUAGUGUUUAAUUAAUGAUCUGGUUAAGACAGGAAGCAAUUUCUUUUGUUAUGGUACAAUCGCUUUCCUCACAUAGGAUUUUUUUUCAUUUUCACACAAAGAAUGCAGGAACUGCAUAAAGGCAGUUUACGAAAUAAAGUUCCCUCUUAUCUGGACCAUUACUUGAAUUGGGGGAAGGGUGGGAGGUGCAUGGAGUAAACAAGGUGCAAAGAAAGUUGCAGCUUGCCAUUCGGGCAAGCUGUAGCAAGCAUUUACUAGCCCAAAAGUCAUUUCCAAAAGUUAUUUUAAGUAGCCAGAAAAAAAUGUUUGAUGAAUAGGAUUGAUUACAGUUCUUAUGUAAUUUAAAUUCCCCACAAAGCUUCACUUUCCCAUCAGGCAAGUUAUGUUGUACUGUCAUCCUGUCCCUUGUGUCUGUUUUAAAAGUUGUUGUUGUUAUGGUAUCAUGUCUAGUGCCCUAUUGUGGAGCGUCUGGUGAACUCCAUGAUGAUGCAUGGACGUAACAAUGGCAAGAAACUCAUGACUGUCACAAUUGUGAAGCAUGCAUUUGAGAUCAUUCAUCUGCUAACUGGAGAGGUAAGUCAUAGUAAGAGAAAAAUUUUCUUUUCCGCUUGCCCUUCAAACAAGCACUAUAUUAAACUUGGUUGUCUGAAACGCAAGAGUUCUUGUCCAAAAAGUUUUGUUUGAAACUCAAAACUCAAAACAAUUGGGUAUUUAAUGUUUUUUACUGAUAUUUCUUGAUCGUACUUUAUUCUUAAGAAUCCCCUACAAGUGUUGGUGAAUGCCAUCAUUAACAGUGGACCACGUGAGGACUCCACCCGUAUUGGUCGUGCAGGUACUGUCCGUCGUCAAGCGGUUGAUGUGUCCCCACUGAGGCGAGUGAAUCAAGCUAUUUGGCUGCUCUGUACUGGGGCUCGUGAAUCAGCCUUUAGGAACAUCAAGUCAAUUGCUGAAUGCCUCGCUGAUGAACUUAUCAAUGCUGCUAAGGUCUGUAUAGUUUUAGAGAGAAAUCUUUUCCAUUUUUCCUAUGUUGUCAAUUAUUAAUUCUCUCUGUUAACACAGUUUCCCUCAAACUGAUGUGCUUUUUAUAAUGCCAAUUGACUCAAUGAAACCCCUAGAAUCUCCUGGCCUAAAAGCAAGACUCUAUCCCUUCUUAAAGGUUCUAUUUACAGACACUAAAUAUGGUAGAUAGCAGUAACUAUUCCUUAUUUCUUCAAAGGUGAAGGGAUUGUUAGAUUUGAAAAAAGGUUUGGUGAUGAAACUGAAUUAAGUGAACAUGAACACACCUGAUAGUGUCAUUGUACAUAUUACUUUUAGCUCAUCUUUGAUAUGCUGUAUUCUACAGUGUUAUAAGGCUCUAGUCCCUCCCCAUUUGAUAUGUUUUUACAAUCUCUUCUCCUCUGCACCUUCAAUGUUAAGAGGCAGUGUCUGUAAAAUUGGUCCAGUACCUUCAGGGUCAAAAAAUAGUUUGCCCUCAAACUUUGCCUUGUAAAUCAUCGUUUAUAAGUAAAUGAAAUAACCUUCAUUUUAGGAAAUACUUCAAAAGACAUAUGUGAGAGCACUCAACUGUCAAACUGCUAAAUACCUUGAAUUUGUAUGUGGCAAAAGCCAAAAAAUUACACAAAUUACCAAGCUCGUUUCUCCAAAUCCACCAAACGCAAGAAAAAAUUGUUGUUAAUUAUAGGUUAAGGGGUUCAUUAACAGUGUGGAUAAUAUGAUAAUUUUAUAUUCUGUUGAACUGAAUAGUUUAUUGCUGGAAAUCAGUCUUAGAGCACCUAAAUCAACAACAACAACCACUGAUUUUGGUUGUCUCCCCUCUUAUUUCUAUGACUGGUGUGCUUUUUUCAGGGAUCAUCAAAUUCCUAUGCCAUCAAGAAGAAAGAUGAGUUGGAACGUGUUGCCAAGUCUAACCGUUAA